Messenger RNA from Cynocephalus volans (Philippine flying lemur), 249 nucleotides. RefSeq names its product defensin beta 126 (gene DEFB126). The record is from RefSeq and is a predicted model, not a curated record. Lineage: Eukaryota; Metazoa; Chordata; Mammalia; Dermoptera; Cynocephalidae.
AUGAAGUCUGUAUUGUUCACUCUUGCAGUCUUUAUGCUCUUGGCCGAACUGGUCUCAGGUCAUUGGUAUGUGAAAAAGUGUGCAAACAAAACUGAAAAUUGCAGGAAGAAGUGCAAAAUUGGACAGAUGCAGACAAAGCCUACGUCAGGGAUGUGCCCCAAACUAAACUGUGCUGUGUUCCAACUGGCAACAAUUCUUGUUCUUUUGUCUGUGGUGAAACAAAGUCUACAAAAGCUCCAGGAACAGUAA